CUUCCCUUACACCCACCCCACUUUUCUUCUCUCCUCCUACCCUCUCUCCUUCUUUUCACGCACCCCCCACACCCCCUCCCCUUCCUUUCUCUUUUCUCCAAAUCUUGUUUUCUUCCCCAUUUCAAGAUCUCCCACCUUCAUUAAUACUUCUCAUUUUUUUCCAUCUUUCCCCCCUCCAAGCUUCUUCUAAUGCUUCUCUCCUCUUCUGUCUUUUUUUAUUCAUUUCAAAUGCACAAGCUACAGUAAUCGGACGAACGGGGAGAGCUCCGGUGAUGUUGGAUACAUGGGGAGACAACAAUGAAGGUGUAGACCAAGAAGCUUUGAAUGACUUGAGUGGAUCUUCCUUUCUUGAUUUUUUGGUGUUUUUUGAAAUUAAAAGGGUUGUAUGUCUGACAGACAACUUGUAAGCGCAGUAUUUGUUUGUCUGUAAUUGAUGGUUAAUUGUUUUUCAUUUAAUUUGAGUUGUCUGUAUUUGUUUUGAGUUGUCUGUAUUUGUUUUGAGUUGUCUAUACGGACAUUAGUUUAUUGUGAAUUACCAUUUUGACAUAUGUUUCAUAAAAAAGACAAACAAUACAUAUAACUAGACAGAAAAUAAAGAUAACAAGACAAACAUUAUUUUUCACCACAAAUUACUUACAACUCACAAUGAAAUGACAAACAACUAAAUAUGAGUUACAGACAAUUUCACGACUUUUACAGACACCUCACAACAACAUGGCAGACAAGUCAUUACAGACAACUCAAAACAAAUACAGACAACUAAUAAACAAAUGACAAACAAUUAAAUAUCAAUUACAGACAUUUAUUUUUCAAAGGACAGACAACUUCACGACUCUUACAGACACUGCACUUUCAAGUUGUCUGGCAGACAGACAACCCCUUUUAUUUCCAAAAUACAUAAAAAAUCAAGAAACAAAAUCAAGAAAAGAAGAUAUGUUGCUCAAGUUAUUUAAAGCUUCUUGGUAUGUCUUCAUUGUUGUCUUCCCUUGAGGUUGCAUCCGAAAUGGCAACCGACAUAGGUCCGCCGUCGGCAACUGGCGUAGGACCGCCGUCGGCAAGGUCACCGGUGGAAGAGGGGAUAAGCAGGAGAAGAUCGAGGUUGGAGGGGAGGUGAUGAUAAAAAUGGGAAGUUUUAAAGAAGGAGAAAGAUAUUGAAAUGGAGAAGAAAGGGGAAGGGAGAGGGGGUGCGUGAAAAAGAGGAGAGGGAGGGAGGGAGGAAGAGAGGUGGGGGUGCAUGAGAGAGGGAAGAGGGAAGAAAAAAAGUGGGGGUGUGUUUUUAUAUGGGGUACAAAUGGGGUAGGGUUUGGGGUACCUAUAGCAAAAUUCUUCUAAAGAUGAUGACAAUAAUAUGCAAUUAAUAAGCAACAAAUCAAAAAAAUUAUAAAAUUUAAAAGCAAGUAACAGUAAUAAAUAAAAAUAACCUGUAAUCCAAGCUUUAUUACAUUUUAGGUUUAAAUAUGAUUUUAGUCCCUGCAAAUAUAACACACUUUGUUUUAGGUCCCUACAAAAUAUUUUCUUUGAUUUUCAUCCCUAUAAUAUGCGCUAUUUUGGUUUUAGUCCAUCUCUAACUCCAAAACAACUCUACUUGGAUUUUUUAAUUGUCGGUUGCAUAAAUCUACUAGAUAUGUUUAAAUUUAUCAUUUUAUAAUUUUUGAGGCUAAUAUGAGCGUUAAAACAAUAUUAAAACUAAUUGUUCGCAUUUUUAAAAUAUGUAUUAAAAACCUUUUAGAAAAUGAAAUUAAAUACAUUUUAAAUGACAUGACAAAGAAUUAAAGGAUACAUAUUAGUCGGGAUUGUUUCAUUGUCAAACGGAGGUUGUUAUCAUUGGUCAUGGACUAAAAAGAAAAUCAACAUAAAUUUCAGGGAUGAAAAACAAAGAAAAUAUUUUGUAGGGACCUAAAACAAAGUGAGCUAUAUUUGCAGGGACUAAAAACAUAUUUAAACCUACAUUUUAUUAUAAUGAUUUAUUAAUAACAACUUCACAUGUUAACUAAUAUACGUAGUAUUAAUUUUUCUUU
This is a messenger RNA of Cuscuta epithymum, 2018 nucleotides long. Lineage: Eukaryota; Viridiplantae; Streptophyta; Magnoliopsida; Solanales; Convolvulaceae. The record is from the annotation of a GenBank genome assembly.